Fundulus heteroclitus (mummichog) is the source of this 2682-nucleotide messenger RNA. RefSeq lists its product as uncharacterized. The transcript has 5 exons. The record is from RefSeq and is a predicted model, not a curated record. Bases 10 to 2682 code for a protein of 890 amino acids. Lineage: Eukaryota; Metazoa; Chordata; Actinopteri; Cyprinodontiformes; Fundulidae.
CAUAAUCAAAUGCAAACAGAGCUGACAAACCGAGGAGAUGAGGGCCGGUUCCGGAGUGAAGAAAGAACCACGCAUUCAGAUUUGGAUAUAAAAGCUACAGAUGUGUGGCGUCCCGACUCGUCCGCUGCAAUGGACGAGAAAGACUCAGACCGUCACCAAGAUGCCAACAUGACUCAAACCAAGGAAACGUUCAACAUUUUAACUGAACCGCAAACCUGUUCAUCUAAUGAUCAAACUGAUGCCACCAAACCGAAUCAGGGAGGAAUCUCUUUAGUGUUUACAACAGGGGGAAACACGGCGGUGACCAGAGAAGACGGUUUAGCCCCUUUUCAAGCCGUGCGUCCAGAAAGCCCAGAUGUUUUAGGAACCAGUGUGCCUUCCUCAGCUUCAGCAGACAUUAACCCUCAGACUUCAGUUGAGUCAAAGGAUGAUUAUGGUGCUCAGAGCAGAUUACGCUUAACACUUUCUGGGAAUAUUGCAGAGACGUUCACAUCCAGCUCCCUAAAGACUGAAGCACUGCAGAGAGACUGUCCAUCAGCCCUGGUGUUAAAACUGUCUGAUUCAGACAAUCCCAUCAAAAUCAAUAAAACACCUAGUGUCGCAUCCCUAAAGGAAACAACUGAAGCAACCAUUCCUACUGUUACCAGAGAGUCCGAGCUUCUCCCAUCACAAUCAGAAAGGCUUGAUGCCUUAAAAGAAACACAUUUUGAGAGCACAACAAAAGUAUUUACAGCUGAACCUGAGACGGAGGGUGAAAAAACGCAACAACUGGAAAACACUGGUGACCGAAAUCCAGAUGUACUCCGGAAUAAUCGGGAAAAAGAGAUCACUGAAUUCGCAGAGAAGGCAGGUAGAUUCUCCACAGCGACGGCAUUAAAAACCUGUGUAAAAGCUGCACAAUCCGACCCUUUCAUGGCGGAUACUGACGCUGGAGAACAAGACAGGCGAGUGGGCAGAGAUCCAGAUAAAGUGUUCACCAUAGUGUUGGACCUGCAGCCGUGGGGCGCACAACAAAGUGGGUACGUUGGAGCCGGCAGGGCAGAUGGUUUCAGGUGGUCACCAGAAGCAAAGUCAGAAGAAAUUCCAAACCCGGGAUUUCCUGAGAAGAAAUCAAGAAUUUCCCCCGCUUCAGGCAGCCCUGGGUCUCAUGGGGAAGAACUGGACUCUGUACCAACUCCCUUGGCCUUAGCAGACGGCGGACAGAAAGGUUCAAGCAGCCAGCUAGAAAGCAAAGAGAAUCAAACACAUGAAAUAAAGAAAAACGAGGCACCGACUCUGUCUAAAUCCUCCAAACGUGAGCCCUGCGAUGAGCGUUCAGCCGAAACCACAUUACCAGUCAGCAAAACGGAGGCGACCCCCUGUCAGCCCGGGGGGACAGCUGAGAGCCCUGUCCUUGGCUCUGCCAAAGACUGGGUGCCGAACCGAGACGAAACCGAAACUGAAAUGCUAAUUGAUGCAACCGUCAAGCAACCGACAACUGCUGACACGGCCACGAGCGCAGGUGCCCCAGGUGAGGGGGCGGCACGAGGAGGAGCUGAUGGUUUUCAAUGCGCAGACGGGAAGCACUGCCCGGUACCAGCAGAACAAGAAAGUACUUCACCGCAGAACGAAGAAAGCAAAUGGGAACAGAGCGGAGUGCUGAAGGAAAUAGUGUUGCCACUGGUAAAGCCUCAGAACCCAGAAAGCAUGGAGCCCGAGAGGACCCCGCCGGCGUUCCUCUGUGGUCCUGGUGCUGGAGAGACGACAGGUGGAUCACCAGGAUCCCACGGCUACAGGUCCACCUUGCUGGAGAGUUUAUCUGACACUCAAGGCUCAGUGGAGCAAAGUAACAUUAUAUGGAGAAAACCCCAUGUGGACCUUAAAGGUUACCUGACGUUCUCUCCUGGCGAUGCAGACAUCCGAUUAGCACGAACAGUCCAGCAUGUUUUGGCCUGCCGAUAUCAACCAGCUCGACUCGAUGCCGCCGCUAUGGCCAAACAGUUGGAGGAAGCGCGGGAACACUUGCGAUCCGUGCAGGAGCAAGUGGCUGCUGUUAAAAGCAGCGCGACAAAAACUCCAGACCCAAAGGCUUUGGAAAGAGCCGAGGGAGAAUGGAGCUCCGUCCUGCUGGAUGCUUCGGCCACCGUGCAGGUCAAAGCAGCUCAGCUGGACCAGGUCAAGAAAUAUCACCUGCAGAAGAAGAUCACCAGGGCUUUCCUUGAGGUCAUAGCUGUGGAGAAGGAAAAAAUGAGCCUAAAUGUUUUGGGAAGCAGCUUCCUUCAAAUUGAAAAACUGAACGCUCUCCUGCAAACCAUGGAGCAGAAGGAAUCGAUGAUAGAAGACUUGCUCUGCCUGAGCAGCCAGUUGUCGGUCCACCUGAGUGACGAGGAGAGUUCAGGCGUUCUCCCUGCCCAGCUGGCGGAGAUCCAGGAGGAAUGGAGGCUCCUUAAAGGAAGCAUCCAAAGAGCUCAUCGACAGGCGUCUAAUUCCACACGUCAAUCAAAACUUAUUCUGAGAGAGGCUGGACAGCUUAAAGCCAAUCUUGACGCUCUUUUGAAAUUUGAAACUGACAAUCUGAGCCCUUUAGACGUAGUUUGUCUGAGAGCAGACCUAAAAGGUUACUACCUGCUCUACUACAGUUGCAGUCUCAGGCGGAUGCCCUCAUCCGUUUCCUCUGGGUCAGAAGGAAAAAGCUGCGAUUGA